Plasmodium vivax (malaria parasite P. vivax) is the source of this 2412-nucleotide messenger RNA. RefSeq lists its product as hypothetical. The transcript has 4 exons. Gene Ontology annotation, biological process: mRNA cis splicing, via spliceosome. Gene Ontology annotation, molecular function: protein binding. Gene Ontology annotation, cellular component: spliceosomal complex; cytoplasm. Lineage: Eukaryota; Apicomplexa; Aconoidasida; Haemosporida; Plasmodiidae. The record is from RefSeq and is a predicted model, not a curated record. Bases 1 to 2412 code for a protein of 803 amino acids.
AUGAGCGAUUCAUCCGAUGGGGAAGAUUCCUCUGGGGGGGUAACCCACAAGGGUGACGAGUGCAGGAAGAAAAGGAGAAGGAGAGAAGGGGGGAGAUCCAGGGAGAGGAGGGGCACCAGCAGGGGCAGGCGCGCGAAGAGGGGGGCAUCCUCCUCAUCAGCGUCGUCAGCGGCGUCAUCUGCCUCCUCAUCUGCCGCUUCACCUGCCUCCUCAUCUGCCGCUUCACCUGCCUCCUCAUCUGCCUCUUCACCUGCCACCUCCUCGGCCGCCCGAUCGGGGAGCUCCCCCGAUGAAUCUCCCAACUCCGUGUCGUCUUCGCCAAGCGAGCGACGCAGGGGGAAGAGGCGCAGUGGAAGAAGUGGAAGACGUGGAAGCAGCGAAAGAAGCGAACGCAGCGAAAGAAGCGAACGCAGCGAAAGAAGCGAAAGAAGCGAAAGCAGCGAACGAAGCUACUCCCACCGCAGCAGUGAAGAGCGGGUGCGGGAGAAGGCCAAGCGAAGGAAGUCCCACCGAAAAGGGAAAGACGGAAGGAAGAGCAAACGGAAGCAGACUGAUACUGAUGUGCCCGCCCCCCCGUGCAGAAACACCCUCACCGUUAAGGAACUUAAGAAGGAGAGGGAAAACCUGAUGCAGAAGCAUUUCAACUACACAGACGAGUGCAACCCGUUCGGAGACAACUCUCUCUCCACGCCAUUCGUGUGGAAGCUAAAAAAUAAGUACGAGCAGAUUAAGCAUGACCGCAAGGUGAAGGUAACCACAACGAGUCUGCUGCAGAACUCUCUCUCGAAAAUAAGCGAAAUUGAGGAGGUAAAGAAGAGGAGACAAGAGAGAGACAACGAGAGGGCCUUGCUGGAGGACUACCGUCUGCAGCUAGAAAAGCAGAGGAACCAAAUUAACAUUAAAGAGUACCUACAGAAGGAGCAACUCUUUUUCAUCAAUCAGCAAAUUAAAUCAUCGGACAGUAGAAUCGACCACAACCUUCUGCAGCUGCCUGACGUGUUCAGGUUGGCUGCGAAGAUUGUUAAUCGGGAGCAGGUGAAGAGGGUGCGUCCGGCGCUCUACCGCGUUCCGUUUCAUGUCCUCUUGGAGGGCCAAACCGAGCGGGAGCUGGAAAACUGCGCGAAGCAAAUAAAGCUGCUGCUGCAGCAUGACGAGCUGGAGAAUGGGGGCAAGUUUAGACGCUACUGGGAGUCCCUCCUCUUCUUCUGCGAGCACUACCUGGGUCAGUUACACCACAAGGAGCAGCCCGCCUCCGAAGCGGAAGAACGCGAAGUGAAGAACGUACUUAGCAAAACGGAGAGGCAAAUACAAGCCUUCCUCGAACACAAAAACUACGACGAGUUAGUUACAUAUGAAGAGAAGAUUAAAGAAAAAGUCGUUUCGCAAUGUGAGGAGGUGACCGAUCAAGUGUAUUGGAAUCGCGUCCUCCUGAAGAUCCCCUUCUUUAAGGCGAAGAACGUGCUCGUCCAUUUCCAUGCCAAGCUGCGCAAGAGGAUUAGCCUCACCGGCGCCCACUCGGAGGACAGCGACAGCCAAGCGGAGAAGGCGCCUCGCCGCGAGCACCCCGCCGAAGAGGACGAAGCUAGAGGAAAGGCGGCAACCACCCUGCCGUUUGAGUGCCACAGCCCGCAGCUGAUCCACCCGGAGAGCCUCACCCAAAUGGGAAUCCCAGCCGAAGCGCGCAUCUACACAGCGGAGGAGGAGCUGCAGGAGAGGGGCCAACUGAACGAGGACAUUUGGUGCACAUUGAGGAGGCAGGGCGGAGGGAAGUCAAGCAGUGGGGGAAACAGUGGGGCAAACAGUGGAGACGGCGCAGGGCACUUCCACACCGCCCAGGCCGACGCGCACAACUCCGCGGAGCAGGCCCUCCUCAAGAAGCUUUUCACGAAAGACCAAGAGGUGUAUAACCACUUCGUGCAGAGGGAGAAGAGGAAAGGCCGCGUGGGCGAAAUAACAAUGAAGGACGUAUCGCACCAUCACCACAGCGCAGGCCACUCAUCCCUGCCCAACCAUUUAAGGAGCAACCUGCCGGUGUCCCCCUCCUCCCUCCUCAUAACCAGGAAGCCUCUCUACUUCAAUCGAAUCAAAACGUCCUUCGACUGGAACAAAUAUAAUAAGACGCAUUAUGAUUAUGAAAAUACCCCCCCCAAGUAUAUUUGCGGCUAUAAAUUUAAUAUAUUUUAUUUAAAUUUGCUUAAUAAGAAGGAGAAGCCGUCGUGGAAGCUCCACCCUACCGAUGAUGAGAGUAAAGUGCUAAUCGUUUUCCACGGAGGACCUCCCUACCUUGAUAUAGCCUUUCAAAUUGUUAACGCGGAGUGGUCGUACGACAAGCACAGGGGCUUCCGCAACGUCUUUGAUAGGGGCAUUCUCCAGCUGUACUUUAACUUUAAGAAGAAGCGGUACCGCCGCUGA